Messenger RNA from Trachymyrmex septentrionalis, 4308 nucleotides. RefSeq names its product protein tweety (gene tty). The transcript has 9 exons. The coding region runs from base 160 to 2337 and encodes 725 amino acids. NCBI's taxonomy places the organism in Eukaryota, Metazoa, Arthropoda, Insecta, Hymenoptera, Formicidae. The record is from RefSeq and is a predicted model, not a curated record. Gene Ontology annotation, cellular component: plasma membrane. Gene Ontology annotation, molecular function: intracellularly calcium-gated chloride channel activity; volume-sensitive chloride channel activity.
ACGGUCGAGUAUACGUCGUAUGUCGCGGAUUUCCGUUCACGUACGCGAGCGUACGGAUUUGUCACUGAGAGGAAAAAUAUCGAGCGCUCGCGCGUAGCAUGUCUUGACGAGUAGGACAGGCGUUUCGAUUGAGUUCUCGGUAGAUAAGGGUUCUCCAUAAUGGCGGGCGGUCAACAGCUUCCGGAGCAGUACACGGUACCACAAUACGCAAGGAUCUUCCACAGUCUGCCGCAUCUGAACGUCUCUUUACAUUCGGUCAAUAAUACGUUCAAUCCCCACUCCGAGAUCUAUUUGGAGAGCCUCGGGAUACUGGGAAGUAUUCCGGCAGCCUGGUUGAUCUUAACUUUACUGGUAUUGCUGGUUUAUUUGGUAACAAGAUGCUGCGACCGGAGGCCGCGCCCCAAGAAGUCGAUAACCGCGCUGAAGUGUUCGCUGGCCAUCCUAGCGUUACUCUGCAGUGGAGCAGUGGCUGUUGGUCUUUAUGGUAACGACGACGUACACAACGGCUUGGUACAACUCAUAGCAGCUGCGAAAAACGUCGAUGGGAUUCUUAUUGGCGUCAGAAAUCAGACUGAUAUUAUAGAAGCGACUCUGAAGAGAAAAGUGCAGCCGCAACUGACUGCUCUUGGAGAUGAAUUCGAUGCUCCGGUCAGUAAUAAAACUAUGCUAAGUUGGCUGCUAGCGGCACUUAAUGGCAUGAAGCAAAAUACGAGCAUCGCUGUAAAUCGGAGUUUUGAGAUACGAAAGCCUUUGAGCGGUAUUAGUCUUGCCGGCGCCAUUGGGAUGGGUGAGAAGAUCGAGCAGUUGCGAUGGCCUAUCACUAUGGCGGUCCUGAGCGCUCUACUUGUCCUCUGCGUGGUUCUGGUGGUCGGUGUUGCACGGCACUCCAGAUGUGUUCUCAUAACAUUUUCCGUAUUCGGCUUGUUUGCGGUUAUCGUCUCUUGGCUCAUGGCGUCCUUAUACUUGGCAACUUCUGUAGCUCUAGGUGAUCUUUGUGUCUCACCCGAUGGUUACUUGAGCAGAGCCGUACCGUCUACUUUAGCCUCCGAGGUACUCUCAUACUACACGCAUUGCGAGAACACGCGCAGCAAUCCGUUCACGCUAAGAUUGCGGGACACGCAACGUGCGGUGGAUAACAUGAGGCAUAAUUUGAACACGGUGACUAAAUUAGCUCUAGAACUGUUCAAAGAUCAGCAGCUCCAGCCAAAACUCAGCAGUUUAUCCACAGACGUUAAUACCAUAGACAGACUCAUGCCAGGUUUAUCCACGUUACUCGAUUGUAAACCUCUGCACAAGCAAUACGUUCAUGCCGCCAAGAGUUUGUGUCACUUGGGAUUGUAUGGAUUGAGUUUCAUGCUAAUAGCCAGUUUAGCUGCAGGUCUCUUAUUCACCGUUUUGGUUUGGGUGGAUUCUCAUACGUGGAUAUACAUACGAAAACGAAGGGAUUAUCAUCAGGUUGACGAGCAAGAUCCUUACUUACCACCAUCGGCAGCGUCACAGGCGAUAGCAGCAAGGACCCUUCGAGGCCAAGGGUCGUACCCGCCUACAGCCCCUACGCUUAAUUCGAAUGCUCUUGGCACUCAUAACACGAUUAAGCAGCCUCUCUUGCUAACGCCGCCCCCACCGUCCUACGCUACUGCGACUGCUCGCGCACGUCAACUGCACGAGAGCAUGUUAAAAGGUGGGGGUGUUAACGGGAGCGGAGGGGGCGGGGAUCACAAAUCGUCUCAGCAUAAUCAGCAAUCAACGGGUGGACGAGCUGAACACCGAUCUGGACUCGGAGAUCAACCUGGCCAGUACGCGACUCUGAGCAAACAGUGCAAGACGCUAGAAUCUAGUAGAGAACCACCUUGGACGCCCAGCGUGGCUUCCUUCACCGGUACCCUGUCUCAUAAUUCGCACGGGCCCGCGCACCUUGCCACUUUUCAGGAUUCGCGAAAGACACAAACACUGGAUCCGAAGAACCUGGCCAAUCUAAAGAGGGGUCCGACUCAGGCCUGGAAUCAAAAUCGACCGCUUCCACCGAAUCCCGCGAGUCAGCAACCUACGUGGGAGUUCGAGUCGCGCUCGCAGACUAAUAUGAAUCAGUUUAGAUCGUUGGUGCGGAACAAGGCGCCUAAUAUUCGCAUUCAGGAUCAAAUGCAAGAUCAGGUCAGAACUUUGGAUAGAAAUUUCUCGCGUAGUCAGUUCAACGGUACUACACCGCAGAACAACACGGUGCCGAAUAUGUAUGGUACAUAUAAUCGAGCGCAGGGAAGGCAGGAGAAGCCGACGGUGGCUACGCUGAGUCAGGUACAAGGUAGUGAUCCUAAUCUGUAUGCUGUAACGGAACUCUAAUCGUCGAAAAAAAAGAGAAGAUGCAAAAUCAUGAGUAUUUGCAGAAUAGAGGCAUUGUUGACAAAGAGAGUUUUGUCUUUUAACAAAAUUCAAAACAUGCGAUUUGGAGUUCCUAUAAAAUAAUAGAGAAAAAGGUAAAUUGAUUUCAGAGACCUGCGAUAAAAGUGAGAGAAAUCAUGGAGAGGAGGGGGGAGUGAAAAAAGGAUUUUUAGAGAAGUUAGGAACUUGUGUGAGACAUACUUUAUAUCCGAGAUUUUGUACUUGUAUAUCAUGUACAGUGAUUGUGGUACGUCCUUCUAUGUUAUUCUCCCUCUUUGUUAUCGCGUUCUUGAUUAGACCGCGCGCGAAGUAUCCAAGGACAGGCUGAAAUGCAUACUUAAACGUACACAAUUAUAUUGCUUGUUGGCCGACUUGAAAGCUGCAUGAACGAACAUGCACGAAAGAAAUCUUCACAUGAAGUUUUACACUGAUAUCGUUUACAGAGAUACUGCUCGCUUGUUCAUUCUAAAUUAGCCGUUAAUUUCGCGUGUGAUGUUUAACCGAAGAGUUAGAUAUCGCGACUUGAAGGAGAUACCAAAAGACGAUGAAGGAAAUAUACGGUUUUUAUAUACUUUUUACAUUUUAACCGAACGAAUCUAUGUUGAAUUUUCCGUGAGAGAUAUUUAAUAUACUUUAUAUGUGUGUGAAAACUUAUACAUAUACAUCUAGUUACCGCACGAAUGUCUGGUGAUUUUUACGGGACUCUUUGGCAGAAUUCGAUUGAUCAUAGAUCAUGCUCGAUACUGCCAAUGCUCUCAGGCGAAUAUACUUUUUAAGUACAAAGACAGUGGUAGCACAGGCGUUAUGGGUUUUCAGUUUUUAUGUGCAAACGAAAAAGAGUUGAAAAGGAAAUGGAUAGGAAUGUCCAACGUAUCGAUAAAGGAUAUUUGGAAACAUACUUCCACAGGCGGUAUUAGUUAAAAAUACUCUUUAAAGACAGUAAGGAAAAAUUAAUCUGUCGCAAAAAAACUAAAUCUUAUUGUAUUUUGUAAGAGUCGAGAAUGAAUUUUCUGCGGAGCGCAGUCUUCCUGAGAUCUUCUGUAACAUCAGAGAUAUACCGAGUAUAUUAGGCAAAGAGAAUAUCUGGCAAUUAUUCGGUACUCGUUGAAUCAAAUCCAAGUGUCGGAGAAGUAAAUGUUGUGCCUGAAUAAUAGCCAAUUGGUCAAGCGUUGUUUACUAUUACAAGUAUCAACGAGUGUCCGGUUGAAUAUUGGCAAUUCUUUUUCAAUUGCCACGGAUGUCUAUCUCCGAUAAUAUUCGGUACAUCUCUUUUUCUCUUUAUAAUUGAUUACUAUCUAAAAGUUUGUAAGAGUUGAUACAGAUUUUCAGCAAUCGCAAAUGACUUUGUACUGGCAUCCGCAUAUAAUUCAGUAAGUUUGUAUAUAAAAUAAUAACACUUAAGAUUAUUGAGUAAACGUGAAAAGUGUGAUAAAACCGAAUCUAGAUGUUAUUACGGAUUUUACAUGGAAGCAUUUUGCCAUUUUUUUUUAUUGACAAUUUAACCACGACUUUCGAUUGCGGAAAGGGAAAUCGUGCCAUUCCAGGAAUAUAUGCAUUUAACGCAAACUACUUUCCAGGAUUUUCUUAGGGCUUGUGUUUAGUCGAGUAAAAAUCAAUUAUAUAAUCGCAAUACCGAGCAUUUUAAGAGCGUGAAUAGCAAAAGAACUUAAUCCAAUGUAAAUAAUUGUAAUAUUUAUUACAGAGCGAUAGCUCGUAGACUAGUAGUAUAUAGUUUAGUUAAAUGCUAAUUUAAGUUUCGACGAUAAAUAUAUAAAUGUGCGCACGCGACCACGUGCGCGUAAUAGCAAAUGAACGAAUAUCGUUUUGUUCACUUUGGAGAUGAAGAAGCAUCCUAGUCAGUAUAUAAAGUUGUGUACAUUCAUUAAUAAGAUCUCUUGCCAAAUUUUUAACCCGGCUCAAUUUGAAGAAAAC